GCCCGUAAAUACUGCUGGCUGGCGAGGAAGUGAAAACAACCAGGAACACUGAAUGUGGACGCUCUCCUGAGGAGUUAGCAACACUCAUGUUUGAUGGAGGUAUGAGCAGCAGUGCUGAACCCUUUGGCACUGAACCCGGCUGGUACUGACAGGGACGCUUUGCUUCGCUUCGGCCCGUUUCGAGCAUGUCCCAGUCGUCGCUUGUGGCUCGAGCCCCGGGUGUUGGAGAGAAGGGAAAUACACAGAGCAUGGAUUGCCUUGAAAGUCUGGAAAUCUACAUCCCAGUGGAGGCUGAGGUGAAAACCAUCUGCCUGUGGAGUUUACCUAACUCAGUGCUUAAACGAAUGGGCCUCCCAUUGUAUGACACUGAGGGCUCCAGGAAGCUUGCAGAAUCACCAGAGGGCAUAUGGAUUUGUCCAGCAGUCCUACGAAAGAAAGGCCAGAGACCGACCUCUUCUGCAGAAAACAGCAUGACAGAAAAUAUGUCAUCACUAAUGGGUAAAGCGUUUCGGGGUGGAACAGGUCCCUUCCGAAUGUCUUUUGUCUCCUCCAACCAUGCAGCUUACAACAUACUGCAGGACACUAUGCCUAAAGGGCAGGUCUCCACACACAUGCCUCGCAGCUCCCAGUUACAUCCCAGCUCCGCACCGCACACCUACCAAGAUGCCAUCGUCAUCUACCAUGGGCGCAUUUACCUGUCCAUAAGGAAGCCCAGUCGAAGCCAGCAUAAACAGGAGACACGUGGACCCAAGCCAGCUUCCCAGUUUUCAGUUCUUUCAACAUCACACGUGUCAUCUAAAAGCCAGACGAAGCGUCAGUCCCCCGAGGCUUCUCUUGACCCUGCAGACAAACACCUAAAAAGGACAAGACUGAAUGUCACUGUGCCCGGAAUCUCCUCAAAUCAGCCAGACGAUCUCACAAAAGUAGACGAUCACUCCACCACAUAUAAGGAGCUGCAAAAAGUAAAUGGUCCUAAGAAGAGGCACACCACAUGUAAAGUAACACAAAGAGAAAACAUAAUGGAUGUUAUUCACCAAGGAAGGUCCACAGUGCACAACAUGCAAAGUCAUUGUCAUGAGGACGCUAGAGGAGAACAGACUGCAGAGAAAGCAACAUGCCAUGAGUCCGCUUGGUUUCACCUUCGAGGGGAGCAGGAAGCGGUGGUCAGCAAUGACACUGAGAUACAGAACUCAGUCAGUGAAGAAGCUGAUGGCACCAGUCAAAACAAUGAUGGUGGGGAAUGUGACAACAUUGUCGGUGUUGUAGAGCACAGUAGCAACCAGAGCUGGAGCAAGAGAGCCUCUCAGGAGACUGCCUGUGCUUCCACAUCACUACAGCAGGAGUAUGACGAGCUGGCACAAGAGGAGGAGAUCUCUCAAAUGAAGGCCAAACUCAGACUGAGCGAAGCAGUUCUCAACAACAUGUACUCAUCAUUAUGAUGGCUCAGUCGCACUGAACAGCAGUAACAGUGCUUUAGGUCUACAAUGAUGCAGAAUCUUCCAUAUCUGCAUCCUGAUGCAUUUGAUAAUGAAAAAUAUUUCCACACCUCUAGUAAGGAUGUCUUGGUGACCAGAUAUCUUGAUAACCAGUACUCACAUUUUGUUGAUGAUUACUCCAGUCAACUACUACUAUUGAUUUCUCUUUUUCUGGGAUCAGGUAUGUCUUGAUAAUUUGCAAGGGAAGGGGAAGCAUCAUCCGAGUUGCACAAGUGGCACAUGGCAUAUACUGUUGAUUUCUGACCCUUUACUUUCCCCCUAGGGCCAUCAACAAGCCACAUUUUACUUGUGGCUUUUCUACUGGUAAGGCUCUAUUAAUAACAAAAUGGUCACUAUGUUAGGAAUAUGCCAUUUUUUUUUUUUUUAUCUUUACACUUCUUUAACAUUCACAACUGACUAUUAAGGAAAUUAAGAAAGAAAAACGGAAAGCAGAAUCAGAGAUGGGUUGGGUGCAAGUGGAAGCAAAUGAAGCCUGGAGCCUCUAGCAUGUGGCAUCACUUGAAGAUAAGCUAUUGAGACGUUAUGAGGCUUUGAAUGUGUGUUAUUUUGGUAGGUUUUUCUGCUUUUAAUCAAUUAUUUAAGUAUCAUUAAUAUAUUUGACUAUCUUAAGAAGUUAUUGUUAUAAUGAGACCAUUACAUGUAGAUUACUGUAUCACUUUUGCUGUUGUGUAAUGGGAUGCCUCUUCCCUGCAAGCACAUUUUUGUCCGUUAUUGGGUGAAUCCUGUCCUUGAGUUUCCAUGAAUAUAUGUCUUGUACUCUUCUAACUGAAAAACUGAAAACAGUCUGUCCCUGUGUUGUAUUGCUGACUAAAUGUCUAAUAAAGCUGCGAGAGUUAAUUGUUUUAGAUUUAGCUCACAGCUACAUGCUUGGGCCUCAUAAAAUAUCAUUUUCUUUUUCCGCCUUUCUGGCUUUCUUCAUAGUACAGCUUGAAGAUAGUGACAGGAAACAGGGUAAGAGAGGGGGAGUGAUGGACAGCAAAGGGACCCGGGCCAGGAGUCAAACCUGGGUCCGCUGCAGCACCUCGGCACAUGGGACGUGCAUGCCACCAACUGAGCUAAGUGGCACCCCGUAAUUUUUCAUUUUUAACAUAGGCAUUCACUUUUGGCAGAGUGUUACUGACUUUUUCAAAUGGCAUUUCAUGGGAAAUAUUUCAGACAAUAAAGAAAUGAGUGUGUA
Acanthopagrus latus (yellowfin seabream) is the source of this 2673-nucleotide messenger RNA. RefSeq lists its product as uncharacterized. The record is from RefSeq and is a predicted model, not a curated record. Lineage: Eukaryota; Metazoa; Chordata; Actinopteri; Spariformes; Sparidae. The transcript has 4 exons. The coding region runs from base 186 to 1439 and encodes 417 amino acids.